Messenger RNA from Paramecium pentaurelia, 1447 nucleotides. Lineage: Eukaryota; Ciliophora; Oligohymenophorea; Peniculida; Parameciidae. The record is from the annotation of a GenBank genome assembly.
CAUGAAAAAUAGUCAGAAAUUAGGAGGAAUUAAAAAAUUGUAACAAAAUUGUAACCAUGAAGACUUAGUCCAACAGGAGUAAAUCUGUCAAGAGUUGAAGGAUGAAAUAAUUUAAAUAUUAAGAAUGCCUUAAGAUCAUAUAUCUGCCAAGGAUGCUAUAAUUGCACUGAAAUCAGAGAAUUUUAUUGAAAGCCAUAAAGCAAUAAUAAAAUUAUAAAGAACUUUGUCAGUAUUUAUAUUUCAAUAAUUAAAAAGAAUUUUGAGUAAGCAGAAUCGAUUGCUUAAGAAAAUGAGCUAAUUCCUAUUUUAUUUCAUAUGAUCUAAUUUGGGUGUACAUAUUUGAUAAAACUUGAAGCUGCAUGUAGUUUAUAUUAUUAUUAUAAUUUUAGAAAUCAUAUCAAUUUUAGCUGGUGGUAGAAGUGAAAUAACAAAAAUUAUUAUGUAAAAUGGAAUUCUAUAAUUAUCUUUGAGUGUGCUAGAUGGUAAUUAGAGUGAAUUAAUUAUGUUAAUCAUAACAAUAUUAGGUAAAUUAGCUGGUGAAUCUGUCAAAUAUCGAGAUUCUAUAUUGUAAGUCUUUACUAUGGAGAAAAUAAUAAGCAAAAUGGAAUAGAAAUAUAAAUCAAUUUACAUAUGGUGUUUAGCUAAUUUGUGUAUAGGUAGACCAAGUCCUAGAUUUGAUAAAGUAAAAUUAGCAUUUGAAAUAUUUGCAAAAGUAAUUAUGGAAGAGUUCAAUCAAUAAAAUUUAAAAAUGAUUAAUGAUGCUAUUUGGGCAUUAGGAUAUAUGAUAGAUGGAGAACCUAAUAGAAUAACUGCAUUAAUAAAUAGUGGAGUUGUACCUUAAUUAAUUAAUCUAUUACCAAUGGGAAAUUUUGUAUCUAUUCUUAGAAUUUUUGAAUGCAUCUUUUAUGGAACUGAAGAAUAAAUUAAAUAUUUAUUAGAAUGUGGAUUUAUAGCUCAUAUUAGAAUGAUUGUUGAUCCUAAAAGUAGAGAAAAGAGUGGAGAUAUGAUAUAGACCUUUGCAGCUACAGAAACUCUGUUUAAGGUUUUAUCGAAUCAAAACUUUCUGAUCUCUCUUUUUAGAUCAUUAAGUGAUGAUAAUUCAAAUUUAAGAGGAGAUGCUUUAGAAGUAAUAGGAAAUGCUAUUCAACAUGGGACUAAUGAUGAUGUAAAUUAACUUGUUAAAAAUGGACUUAUUUAAUAUUUACUAAAAAUGUUGGAUAUUGCAAAUGAAAAAGAAAUUAUUUCAAUACAUCUUAAGAAAGGACUUGAAAUGUUAAUUAAAAUAAUUAGAAAAGGAGAAAUUAAGGUUAAAGAUAAUAAAUCUAAUUAAUUUUUUACUUUAUUUGUGUAAUUGGAUGGAAUUAGUAUAAUUCAAAAACUAUUAUCCUAUAAAUAGGAUGACGUUGCGAAAUAUGCUUUAAUAUUUAAAUAGGAAUUCGCUAUAUGA